This is a messenger RNA of Gadus morhua (Atlantic cod), 2686 nucleotides long. Its product is annotated as E3 ubiquitin-protein ligase TRIM39. Lineage: Eukaryota; Metazoa; Chordata; Actinopteri; Gadiformes; Gadidae. The record is from RefSeq and is a predicted model, not a curated record. The transcript has 8 exons. Gene Ontology annotation, molecular function: GTP binding; protein binding. The coding region runs from base 175 to 2523 and encodes 782 amino acids.
ACAAAGAGAGAUAAUGAGAUAGGGAAAGAUAUAGUCAUUUAUUUACAUCCAUGGAAAUUCUACAUGCAACAGCUUUGUGAGGGACUUCAAAGGAUUUAACCAUAACCCACACUAAACAAUAGCAUCUAUCAGCUAUAAAUAUACCCAAAGGAUAAAAGAAAGAAGGCGCCGGCUAUGGAACUACGGCUCCUGGUGAUCGGAAGCAACGGUCCAGCUCAGUUCCAACUGACCAACGCCAUCCUUGGGAGGGAGGAGUUCUCCAAGGCGGUCACCGGCAUUCCCUCCAGCAUGAAGAACACGGGACAGCUGGCCGGGCGGCGGGUGGCCGUGAUCAACGGUCCGAACAUCUACACCAAGGACAUCACCGAGGCCAAGAGGAAGAUGGAGCUGAAGAGGUCAAAGUGCUUGUGCGUGCCGGGCCCCCACGCCCUGCUCGUGGCCUUCGACCUGGAGCAGAUCUCCCUCAACGACAUCCAGAUGCCCAAGCUGGUGACCAAGCGCUUCGGGGUGAACUGCCUGCGUCACUGCAUGGUGCUGCUGGCCUACGAGGGUCCCCUGGAGGGCGGCGCCCUGGACGACCGGGUGCUGCGCAGCGACUGGCACCUGAAGGAGCUGGUGCAGAAGUUCGGAGGGCGCUACCACGUGUUCAGCAAGAACUGGAGGGACGACCGGCGGGACGUGGAGUUCCUGCAGAAGGUGGAGUGGAUGGUGGCGUCGGGCGGGGGCAGCUUCUUCUCCAGCAGGACCUUCCAGCGGGCGGAGUCCAGCGUGAGGAAGGAGGAGACGCGGAUCAGGAGGCAGCGGGCGGCGGAGAUGGAGAGGGCCGGCGAGGAGCUGGAGCAGCGCUUCAGCGGGGAGGAGCUGCAGCGGCAGCGGCAGGUGUACGACUACGUGGUCGGGGCGGAGAUCCGGGCCGAGGCGGAGAUGGACAACGGCUGGCUCAGGACUUCCCUUGCCAGGGGGCUGGGCACCGGCCUGGCCGUGGGGGCCAUGAUGGGCGCGCUGGUCGGGGCCGUGGAGGGUCCCGGGGGCAUGGUCCUGUACGGGAUCAUAGGAGGCGCGGUGGGGGGCGCCGCCGGGGGGGCCGCCCAGGUUGCCAUUGACAACCUGGAGGACAGAGUGGCCCCCGCGGCCAGGCUCAACUUCAACUCCAUCUUCAUCAACCGGUUCUUCCCCUCGGCCCGGGGGAGCAUGGCGUCUACCGUCAGCCUACUCAGUGAGAAGUCCUUCCUGUGCUUUCUGUGCAGAGAUGUCUUCAUCAAUCCCGUCACUAUUCCAUGCGGACACAGUUUCUGCAAAACCUGUCUCUGCCAUUCUUGGUCCAAGCACCAGUCCACCUUCUGCCCACAGUGUAAAAGAGUGUUUUCCACAAGGCCGGACCUUAGUAUCAACAGAAUCCUCGCAGAUGUGUCUGAGAACUAUAGGAAAAAUCGGCCGCUGAAGCCACCCGUUGAAAAAGUUGAAGCGAAUGUUGGGCAAAUGAUUCAGGAAAGGCAGCACAAGAUAGAGAGGUUGAAGUAUUCGGUCCAGCUCCUAAAGACCUCUUGUCUCAGAGAGGUGCGAGAGAGCCAGAAGGUGUUUUCCGCUCUGGUCCAUUCCAUGGAGAAGAGCCACAAGUGGGUGGUGGCCGCCAUCGAGGAGCGAGAGCAGGAGGAGGAGAGGAAAGUGGAGAUGCUGAUCCAUGAUCUGGAGCAGGAGAUCAGACAGCUGAGGAGCCAGGAGCAGAGAAAGGAGGCCCUUAAAUACGGUUCUCAGGUUCUUCAUACUAGCGAAAACGACGAUGCGGAACCCGACGUGCCAUCGUGUGCGUCUCUUACUAUUUGCCCCACUGAUAUGAAAGACUGGUCGAAGGUUACCAUGGAAACCGACCCUUGCGUUGCCAUCACCAGGAGAGCUCUUUCUGAGAUGAUGGAUAUGCUAAAGGAAGAGGUUAAUCGACUGUCAAAAUCUGAACUUAAGAGAAUACAGAAAUACACAGCGGAUGUCAACCUGAGUCCGAAGACGGCGCACCCCUCGCUCUCCAUCUCAGAGGACAGGAAGCAGGUGAGACACACGGACAAGCUCCAAGAGGUGCCGGACAACCCCAAGAGGUUCGACCGCGUGGCCAACAUCCUGGGCAGGGAGAGUUUUGGCGCCGGCCGGUACUACUGGGAGGUGGAGGUGGGGGACAAGUUGGAGUGGAGCAUCGGCGUGGUACGACAGACCGUCAACAGGAAGGGGAAGUUCACCGUCUGCCCGGCCAACGGCUUCUGGACUCUGAGCCUCAAGCCCGGAGGCCAGUACGUCGCCAACAGCUCACCGCCCGCGGUGGUGGGCGUGGAGGAGAAGCCCAGGAAGGUGGCUGUGUUUUUGGACUACGGAGAGGGCCACGUGUCCUUCUACUGCGUGGAGAGCGGGGUGCACAUGUUCACAUUCAGGGACAGCUUCACAGACAGACUCCAUCCGUUCUUCAGUCCCGGUCGCCUACACGGAGGCCGGAACGCCGCGCCUCUUGUCGUCACCUCCAGCUGUUGCAGCAUCUGAACCUCUUAUGUAAGACGACUGAAAAUGAUCCCUUUUUAUACGACUGAAUUGUUUUCACUGUACUUUUCUUGUUAAAUGUGCCUCCAAUUGUUCUUUGUAAAUUAUUCAGGUUAGUCAUUGAACGUCGCAUGGGCACAACAAUUAAAAAGAAUUACCAUCGGGA